AUGCCCAAGGUCUUCUCAAGAGCAGUAACAUCUUCUUCUGAGCAAGCUGGUCAAACUCAAUCUGCAAGAGCUGUAUUGCGUUCUUACUAUUGUUUAUGUGGUGAUUUCGUCUUGGUCCUUCAAGGGAAGCUGGAGAGAUUACCGAGGAGAAAGACGGAUGGAUCAUACAUCAUCAGAUCGCAAAUAGGCAAAGAUCCGGUACAACAACCAGCUAGGAAAUUCAAAUUGAAUGCUACUCCAGGUCAAAGAUGUCUGAUAAAACGGAAAGGAACACAGGAUUUGGAGAUUAGACAACCGUUUUCAUGCUCGAGAUGUAACACAACGAUUGCUUAUCAAACAGCACCUCCUCCGGCCGGUGAUGGACCCUUCCUUUACAUAUUGAAAGGAUCAAUGACAGAACUGCAGGGAAGAAUACCACCAGACGCAUUCGAAGGUGAAGAAUCUUUACCUGAUGAUCUGGAUAGAGGGAAAAUACCGCAAUGA
This is a messenger RNA of Kwoniella shivajii, 483 nucleotides long. RefSeq lists its product as uncharacterized. The coding region runs from base 1 to 483 and encodes 160 amino acids. Gene Ontology annotation, biological process: endoplasmic reticulum to Golgi vesicle-mediated transport; endoplasmic reticulum membrane organization. The record is from RefSeq and is a predicted model, not a curated record. The transcript has 5 exons. NCBI's taxonomy places the organism in Eukaryota, Fungi, Basidiomycota, Tremellomycetes, Tremellales, Cryptococcaceae.